Ananas comosus (pineapple) is the source of this 1034-nucleotide messenger RNA. RefSeq lists its product as uncharacterized. Lineage: Eukaryota; Viridiplantae; Streptophyta; Magnoliopsida; Poales; Bromeliaceae. The record is from RefSeq and is a predicted model, not a curated record. The coding region runs from base 299 to 622 and encodes 107 amino acids. The transcript has 2 exons.
CCGCCGCAGCUCCUUCGCCGCUGUUUUCCGCGCAGGCGCUCCUCUUCGUAUACGUUGACUGGAAGGAGACUCCGCUCGACCAUUUGAUCAAGUUUGAUGUCCCGGGAUCGGAGGAGGAGCAGCGACUCCAGGUGCGGGUCUACCCGCACCAAACUCUCGUCAUUCAUGGCGUCAAGUUGCGGCUGGUGUCAGCGGGAGAGGAGGAGGAGGGCUGGCGCGUCCUCGCCGAGGAGAGGAGCGCCGGUAGUUAUUUUGAGAAGCCUCCGCCUACCCCGCAAUUAAUGCAGAUCUGGAUCACAUGGUCAUGGAGAGGAAGGAUGGCGUUCUUUCGAUAACUGUGCCCAAGCAGCGCGUGAGCGAGAUAGAAAGAGAGAGGGGUCGAGAGCAAAUUCUUCCAUUCACCUUUUAUCUUCCCCCUCCGAGGAGAGCUCCUCCUCCGCAGCGGAAUGUAAACGUCCACCCGGACGCUUCCUUUUGCGACGGUACACCUAGCGUGAUUUCGUGUCGUCUGGUGCCACUGCUCGUCGAUUGGAAAGAAAAUCAGCACCAACAUGUGUUCAAGGUUGAUUUACCGGGCUCAGAAGAGGAGCUGGAGUUUAUCGAGGUCCCCGGAGCCUUCUGAUCCAGGGCGCACGGAAUCGGGUGGUGUGUCCACUGGAGGAGGAGGAGGAGCGUUGGCUUGUGGUUGCCGAGGAGAGACCCGCUGGCAACUUCUUCAGAAGCUUCUUGCUGCCACCCACUGCAGAACUCCGUGACGCCAUUGCUAUUCUGCGCAAUGGCGUGCUAACGGUUUGGGUGUCGAAAUCGGCAAUGCCCGUGAGGAGUAUAACAGGAUCAAUAAAUGUUUCUCUCUCACGGUGAGCGAUUUAGACACUAGUUUCGGUAGUUUUGAAUUUGAGAUUUCGUUUUCUUUUUUUGCUCAUUCUCUUGGUCGUUGAAUUGAUUCUGUGUUUGGGUUGUAAGCAUUUUUUGUUGUUGAUGUUGUGGUUUGGUACAGGGAGAUAAGGUUCAGUGAGUUCGAUUUGUUUUGGAAA